GAAAGAGAGGGACAACGCUGGGAGUGUCUGCGGAGUGUUACUUAACAAACUGAUUAGAUUAGACAGCCCUGCCCGUUUAACAAACUUAUAUCACACUGUAGCAGCAUGCCUGAGGAUCUCGCUGUGGAGCACUAGCAACAACACAUAUUGUAACUGUACAAACUGCGGACGAGCUGACAACUGAGUGAGGAAACAUGUGGCUGCCCAUGGUUGGAUUCACUGCCCUGCCACACCUGGGAGGGCUCUAUGGCGGUUACAUCACACGCAAAGAGGUGAAGACCUGGUACCCAACCCUACAGAAACCAUCUUGGCGCCCACCAAAUGCAGCGUUCCCUGUGGUGUGGACCUGUCUGUACACAGGCAUGGGAUAUGGCUCCUACCUGGUGUGGAAAGAGCUGGGAGGUUUCACUGAGGAUGCACUGGUUCCACUGGGACUUUAUGGGCUGCAGCUAGCUCUUAACUGGGCCUGGACUCCUAUCUUCUUUGGGGCACACAAGCUGAAAUUGGCACUCCUUGAGCUUAUGCUUCUCACUGGGACUGUCGGAGCCACCGUAGUGUCCUGGUAUCCCAUCAGCCGCACUGCCACUCUGCUGAUGGCGCCCUACCUUGCCUGGCUGUGCCUCGCCACCUCUCUCAACUACUGCAUAUGGAGAGACAACCCAGAGAAAAAAGAAGAGUAGGAGACAGUGCUGUGUGCUUUGAGCUAACUACAUACAUUUUGAAUCAUUAAUUAAUCAUAAAUGUCCAACUGACAAUUGAAGUGAAUGAAAAUUGUCAUGGAUUUUUAAAAUACAUCCUUGGUGUGUAUUUCAAGUGAAAUGUAAAACUGCAUUUAUUUGCCUUUUUUAUAUAAAGAAAAUCCCAUGUGUGCAUUUAUGAAGAAGAGCCUUAUGUUGUAGCUGCGGCUAUAAAAAAAAAAUUAAAGUGUUCUAACAAUA
Micropterus dolomieu (smallmouth bass) is the source of this 938-nucleotide messenger RNA. RefSeq names its product translocator protein (gene tspo). Bases 195 to 680 code for a protein of 161 amino acids. The transcript has 4 exons. Lineage: Eukaryota; Metazoa; Chordata; Actinopteri; Centrarchiformes; Centrarchidae. Gene Ontology annotation, cellular component: mitochondrial outer membrane. The record is from RefSeq and is a predicted model, not a curated record.